Molecule: messenger RNA, 3069 nt
Organism: Magallana angulata
Lineage: Eukaryota; Metazoa; Mollusca; Bivalvia; Ostreida; Ostreidae
Product: lymphocyte-specific helicase-like
Exons: 19
Coding region: 75-2837 (920 amino acids)
Biological process (GO): lymphocyte proliferation; negative regulation of gene expression via chromosomal CpG island methylation; DNA methylation-dependent constitutive heterochromatin formation
Cellular component (GO): pericentric heterochromatin; nucleus
Molecular function (GO): chromatin binding; ATP-dependent chromatin remodeler activity; ATP binding
Source: RefSeq, a predicted model, not a curated record
UUUGUACGACUUGACUUGACACCACAGCGAUUUUGUGGCGGGAACAUACAGCCUAUAAAUAGUCGAGGUUGGUAAUGGAAGAACAGCUGACAGCCAAGAUCAUCAGGACAAAGAUGUCGGGAAAUAUUUCCCCUCAGAUCCCAAGUGUUGAGGCUGAAGAGCCCAAAGAAGUAGCAAAAAUUAUUGAAGACGAUCAUUCCAAAGGAGUUCCUGAAAAUGAUCUGGAGAAAGUUGAAGAUGUUGAGGAAAGCAAAGAAGACUCUUGUGAGGGUGUGGUCACAACUGAUAUGCUAAAGGAAGAGGAAAACUUGGAAAAUGAGGGAAAGAAAGAAGAAGGGAAAUUUAAAGAAGAACAACAGAAGAUAUGGGAUCAACUUGACAAUGCAGAUCGAGAACUUCGGUACAACAAACUUCAGCUUCUGCUGAACAAGAGUACAGUGUAUACCCAAUACUUAAUAAAAAGGAUGGAAAGACAAAAGCAAGAAGACCAAAAAAGGAGAGAACGUCUUGCUAAAAAAAUGGCAAAGAAGACUCAAGCAGAGACUUCAGAUCAGAAGAACUCAACAGAUGAAAGGCGAUCACACAGAACCAAGACCUCCAUGUACAGCUCUCCGUCAUCCUCUCAAGAAAAAAAAAUUGGUAAAGGAAGAAAAAGGAAAGAGGGCAUGGAAUCUUCUGAUGCUAAGCCCACAGCAAAACGUAAGAAGAGAGAUCCAGAUCCACAGAACUUGACUGCAAGUGAAGGUGAUAAUGUUAACCAGGAAUCGGACCAAAUUAAUUCCUCAACUACAACUCAGUACACUAAAAGUAUCGCAGAUGGGUUAUCAAAAGAACAGGCAAAUAGUGAUACAGAAGAGAUGUUGAUUGAAGAGACAGAGAAGAAAGCAUUGUUGGAAAAGAAUGAUGAGCACCCUGUGCUGUUUACAGGGGGAAGUUUAAGGCAGUAUCAAAAGGAAGGAUAUAAAUGGCUGAGGACAUCGUAUGAAAAUGGGGUGAAUGGAAUUUUGGCUGAUGAGAUGGGAUUGGGUAAGACUGUACAGUGUAUAGCAAUGCUGGCCCAUUUGAUCUAUCAGGGAGUGACUGGGCCCUUUCUAGUGGUUGCCCCUUUAUCCACCCUUCCCAACUGGUACUCUGAGUUCAGAAGAUUUACUCCAAAGGUGCCUGUGAUACUCUACCAUGGAACACCCGAUGAACGCACACGCCUCCGCAUACAGAUCAGGAAGACUACUCCCAUUCGUGAGGGUGUCAAUGUACAACCAGUGGUCAUCACGUCGUAUGAAAUAACCAUGAGAGACAGGACUUCACUGCAAAGCCAUGAUUGGAAGAUCUUGAUUGUGGAUGAAGGUCAUCGCAUCAAGAACACUCACUGCAGACUCAUAAGAGAGCUGAGGAUGUACGGAAACACUCAUCGCCUGCUUCUCACCGGAACACCUCUACAAAACAAUUUAGCAGAGCUGUGGUCCCUUUUGAACUUUCUGUUACCAGAAAUAUUUGAUGACCUUGGCAGCUUUGAGAUGUGGUUUGAUGUGGAGAGACUGUCAUUAGAGAAUGCAGAGGAGAAAAUUGUCAAGGAAGAGCAACAGAAGAAUAUUUUAUCAAUGCUCCACCAGAUUCUGACCCCUUUUAUGUUAAGACGAUUAAAGCAGGACGUUGAGUUAAAAUUGCCACCCAAGAAAGAGCUUCUUGUUUACGCCCCCAUGUCAAGCUUGCAGCAAGAAUACUACACAUCUACUGUGGACAAAACUAUCUUGGACAAGAUUCAAGAGAAAUCCAAGGAACCAGAAUUCAUUGAAUAUGACUCAAAUGGUCGCCCAGUGAGGCAGUCAAGGAAGAAAACUGUGAAUUACUCUCUGUUGGAUGAGAAGGAUGAUGGGUGUUCCGACUCUGAUCUGGAAGAAGACUUGGAAAAAUGGUUCAAUGUAGUUCAAGACAGCUCAGCAUCAUAUACUGCAAAAGAGAAAGUACCUGCCAAGUCUGUGGUGACCAUUCGCAUGCAAAACAUUAUGAUGCAGCUGAGGAAGUGUUGUAACCAUCCUUAUCUGUUGGAAUACCCGCUGACGGAGAGUGGAGACUACAAGAUAGACGAGGACCUUGUACAGACCUGUGGAAAGAUGAAGCUUUUGGAUGCCAUGCUUGCAGAGCUCAAACUCAGGAAACAUAAGGUCUUGAUCUUUUCUCAGAUGACCAAAAUGCUGGACAUUUUGCAAGAUUUUUGUUGGCUUAGAAAGUACAAAUUUUGUCGGCUAGAUGGCUCCACCAGUAUCCAAGAGCGCCAGGAGCAGAUGGCUGAUUUUAACAGUAAUCCAGAAGCAUUCAUUUUCCUGUUAAGCACUAGAGCUGGAGGGUUGGGGAUCAAUCUGGUUGGGGCAGACACUGUGAUCAUAUACGACAGUGACUGGAAUCCCCAGUGUGAUCUCCAGGCCCAAGACAGGUGUCACAGAAUAGGACAGAGUAAGCCCGUGGUCAUCUACCGCUUAGUGACCACCAACACCAUUGACCAGCGCAUUGUGGAGAGAGCUGCAGCCAAACGGAAGCUGGAGAAAAUGGUGAUUCACAAAGGAAGAUUCAAGUCUGGCAUGGAAAACUUUAGUGACAAGUUUAAACCUUUAAGUCCCCAGGAGUUAAUGGAGCUACUGAAAGCCAAGGACCAUGAAAAUGAAGUGAAGGAUGUGGACAACUUGAGUAAAGAGGCAUUGGACAGCCUGUUAGAUAGAUCAGACCUGUAUGCUAAAUGGAAGGAUCAAGAGGAGGCAGAUAAAUCACAAAGGACUAAAGGCAAGAAACCAAAGAAGCAACAAAAGACAAGUGUAUUUUCAGUGAUAGAUGAGGAAAUUUGAUGAUAAAAAAUGACAAGAUAUGACUUGAGACGCCUUAAUUCCCUUUAUCUUGUCAGUGAGUCAAUAAUAAAGUUAAAUCCAACUGAUUUGUUAUUUUAUCAUAUAAAUCAUAUGUGAGUUAUUCAAGAAAAAUUAAAAACAGUUAACCUUUUCUUUAAAAUAACAAUUUACCAUGUACUGCAUGUGCCUUCAAUAUUUUAUAAUAAAGAAAGAUAACUCUUGCUGAUUGAAA